Messenger RNA from Perca fluviatilis (European perch), 3630 nucleotides. RefSeq names its product glycoprotein hormone beta-5-like. Lineage: Eukaryota; Metazoa; Chordata; Actinopteri; Perciformes; Percidae. Gene Ontology annotation, cellular component: cytoplasm; extracellular region. Gene Ontology annotation, biological process: G protein-coupled receptor signaling pathway; regulation of thyroid hormone receptor signaling pathway. The coding region runs from base 3160 to 3549 and encodes 129 amino acids. Gene Ontology annotation, molecular function: hormone activity. The transcript has 3 exons. The record is from RefSeq and is a predicted model, not a curated record.
UUUAUUUUUUUAUUGAGCUGUUAUUGACUGAUUUAGCAUUUUAAGCAGAGCCAUAAUGAAUCUGCACCUGGACCAAUUUUCUAGGUUUUUCUGAAUGCUUUUAAGUUUGAGUUUGAUUGCCUUGCUCUGAUGCUAUUUAGGCUGCAGUCACACCUAAUCUGCCACUGCUUCUUUCUACAAAAGAGCUUGCAGCUUUGCAUUUAAUUCCAUUUGCAGAUGUUGCAUCCAACAUCCAGGUUAUAACCUCCAACACGUUUGUCACUCAAACCAAAUUUGUCCAAGAAAGUUCAUUGUUGAGCAUGGAAACAGUAGUUUGACAUCAAAUGACAACUGAGAAAACUCCAUCUGCUGAUGGGAUGAAGACUGUGAGAUACAAUUGAAAGCUCCAGAAAAAGCUAAAAAUUGGAACCUGAGUCAGCAUUAUCACACAUGCUAGUGGUUCCCAACCUUUUGGCUUGUGACCCCCAACAAGCAAAACCCCUUGGCCUUCGUGUGGACAUGAGUUGCGAGCAGUUUAACCAAAGAGUGUUUUAAAAAACAAUAAGUGUUCGUUCUAAUUGGGUGCUCAACUUCAAGAUACAAAUCAGUAAAAAUACAAAACAGCAAAAAAUGUGAGAAAAAAUAAAAUACUUUUUGUGUAAAUAAAUUUCUUUUCCCUGUCCUUUUAAUUAACUGAUUCAUAUUCUGAUUCAUCUCAGGACCCCUUACGGGACCCCAACCCCCAACUUGGCCUGGGAACCAUUGACAUUGACAGCCUCUCUUCUCUUAAGUACCACAAUGCUGUAUAGUUUUUUCCUUUCAGGCAGAAUUUUCUGCACAAUACUGGAGCAUAAAGCGCACAAACUUGAUGGGCCGUGCUCCGUAGCAGCCACAGAAAAAGCACUGAUGGAUUAGCUGUAAUAGCAGCCUCAUGCCAGUAAACGCCUCAAAACCUGCACCUGCAAACCCCACCGGGAUGGCACUCUGGGCAGACAAAAAAAAAAAUCCUCCCAUUUGUUUGGAUUUCAAACAUUGUUUUGAUUCAGGCAAAAAAAACACAACUGAAAAGAGACUAAAUUUGAGCUUGCUCGUAACACUCAGCUUACUUUAUGAUAUUUGUUUUGGCUAGCUUAAUUAACAGACCCUCCUGAUUGUUAUUGUCAAUCGGUCAGCUGACUCGAUGAAAACGGAACCCCAGCUCCCACUGUUCUAGAAUUCUCUCUUAUAUUUGAUCCAUAGUAAUAUUUUCUCUUUCUAGAACUGCUCCAGAACAGGAAGCGAGAGAAGAGAGAGUGUUCGUAGAGAGAUUGGGCAUCGCCUCGCAGACAGCCAUUAAACGCUGGUUUCAUUCACUGUCACAUUUAAAUCCAUGGGAUGGUGUGAACGGAUUGGAUGAAAGCAGCCAGUAAAGAUUAAAAAAAAAAGAGGAGGAGAAAGACAGAGGAAAGAAAAGACGUAGAGUUAGACAUGAUAGAAUGGCAAUAAGUCAGAGAAACAGUAACAGAAUGAGAAUAUAUAAUGUUACCGAAACCUACAACUGCAUUACGUAGCAAUUUCACUGAAUUUCUAGAUUUGCACUGUCUGCCCAUGGUCUGUGUUUGUUGUGUUGAAGAAAAACCUUAGAGAAGAUGAUUAAGAUGAUGCAGAAGAAGAAGAUGUAUAUUUUGGGGUCCAACACAGCGGUGUGUGUGGGGGGGGGGUUGAAUGUAGAGAGGCUUACUACUGUACGUAACAUUACAGGGGGGUGUAGAAUGGAGAAAAAAAACGAUGUGCAUAAAAAUGAAACUUCACUUUGAGAAAACACUCUGGGAGUCUGUGCUGGUUUUUUUGUGUCACAUCUUUUGUCUCUUCAGUAAUAUUAAUUCCACUUCCUUUUAUUGAUACUUUGAUCAACAGGCACAGUGUGCGUUACUUAAAGCUGCACCAAUUUAUAUUCCUGUAUAGACAGUAAUGUGACCAGUCGGUUGUGUAGUUACGAACUUACUUGGCAUUGUCUACGCGUUUAGCUUAUUGUGUUUGUUUUGGCCCACAUCUGCAUUUCCUGUCUCAGGCAGGCAGGUUUUUUGUUAGCGUAAAAGCUCUCAGAAAUCCACAGUACACUACCUGCCUACAUGUAGCAUUAAACAGCAUGUAAAGUUAGCACCUGGCUAGUGGAACAGUUAAAUAGCCAGAUAUUUCCCUCAGGAGUUGGUGGAGACCAAAGCAGAGCUAAAGACGAGUAAGUAUUGCAUUUAUAAUGGUUACAUUCAUCUGGCAACAAAACACAACUUCAGUUGAAUGCUAAUGUUUCUUUGUGUCUGCUAAAUGUGUAAAUUAAUCAACUGUUAACUAAUUCAUAGCCAUACCAACUUUGUAAGGUGAUAUGUCAAUGUUUUUGUUUUGUUUUUUUUACAUUUUUGCUGACCAUUUUCAAGUGCAGGCUGCACAGUUUGGAUGUACCAGAGUCAACCAUUGAUUUCUAUCCAUUUCCAUAUGGUGUCAGAAUCAAUUAGACACUUGAAACUUGCUUGAGUUUCUUAGUCCAUUGCAAAUCAAAUCAAAGAAAUCUGCAAAAAGAAAAUGCAUCAGAGUUACCUAAUAUUCCAUUGCAUUAGGAUGGAACAAUGAAUGGAAACCAAUGGCUGCCCGGAACAGUAGCAAAAAUACAGCCACAAAUCUAAAGCAGCAUGGUUUGCAAAAUGGUUAGCUGUGAUGUAAGGUGUAGGUACGUUUAGUAAAUGGGCUAACACAUGCAAAACACUGGUAUGGUGUGGAUCUAACAAAAAUGUCCAAUCCCUUAACUUUGAAAUUACUCAGAUUUUAAAACGUUCAGUCCUUUGUAUUCAUGUUACCAAUCCUUUGUCGCAGUAAGUGUGGAGUUGAGUACUGCCAAUCCUCCUAUCACUGAGAGUAGACCAAAGUUGGAUAAACGAGUGCACACACACUCACACAGAGAGAUACAGGCUGAGGUUAAGAAAACAUGGGCAAGCAUCAGUAUUUUCCAGGGAGUCUCCAUUAUUUCUGGCUUGGGGUCUCUAAUGGUAUUUCAUUGUAAUUGCUAUGAUGUCAGAGUGUCCGUCCGCCCUAAUGGCCUUCUAAAAACAACAAGGACAGAUUGGUUCCAUUCACUGGUUGUUGUCUGGGCAGAGAGACACCGGAGUCCAGAAGCUCAAAUCUCUGCUGGAUCUUCAGCUGAAAAGCAUGCAUCUUCAUCCCCUGUCCUUCGUUUUCCUCCUCCUCCUGGUUGCCGGGGCAGCCAAGGUGUGCGUUGCCGUGACAACCGCACUGCAUGGUUUCCGAGGCUGCGCGGUGCGAGAAUUCUCUUUUGUGGCCCAGAAGCCUGGCUGCAAGGGACUGCACAUCACCACAGAGGCCUGCUGGGGGCGUUGUCAAACCUGGGAGAAACCUGUGCCAGAUCCCCCCUACAUCCAGCGACACCACCGCGUGUGUACGUACAGUCGUACCCGCCACAUGACCGCCCGCCUGCCGGGCUGCCAGCCCAACGUCUCCCCUCUCUACCACUACCCCAUGGCUCUGCAAUGCCACUGUGCUGUCUGCUCCACACAGGACACAGAGUGUGAGACCUUCUAAUGGGCAGGACACGCUUUCAGCAAACAAUGUUACUAACAGUAUUAUUGAUAUGAAUGACUCUGAAUAAAAUGAUGAAAUUAA